UGGGAACCAACGGGAAAAGGCUGCAAGGUUCGUUCUUUGUCCCGCUUUACCUGAUAAGCCUCUGGGUAGUGGGUUCUGCAAAAGCUAAAACCUCUGAUGGAGUCCAUCCUCCAGCCUUCUUCCUCGACCAUCCCUAAAUUCGUGAUCCCAGAUCGUUUCUCCUUGAAAAGAAGCCACUGCCCAGCUUUCUUUAACGUAUCAUCGUCAUCGUCAUCUUCUCCUUCUUCAUGGUCUCUGUGUAAUGUACACAGUUCGCCUGUUGGAGCCGCCCGGAAAUCCGUGGCUGUCGGUGCCAAGAAGAGCGACGAGCAUGGGAAGAGAGAGUCGGACGACGGCUACUUGAUUGGACCCGACGAGACCACUGGGCUUUUCCCUGAGGCGGUGCUGCUCAAGGAGAAAAAGGUACAGGAAGAUGGUAAACUUCUACCUGAGUUUGCCGAUGCAGAAGAGAAGGAGCUUUUUGAAUAUCUGAACCUUCAGAUGGAAAGUGACUUAAAAGUUACCGAAAUGCGCCACUAUGAAGUGGUUUAUCUAAUCCAUGAGAAGCAUAUGGAAGAGGUUGGGAGUGUAAAUCAAAAAGUUGAAGAUUUCCUACAGGAGAAGAAGGGCAAGGUGUGGAGAUUUGAGGACUGGGGUCUUCGUAGACUCGCAUACAAGAUUAAAAAAGCCACACAUGCCCACUACAUUCUGAUGAACUUUGAAUUGGAAGGGAAGUGGGUCAAUGAUUUUAAGACCAUGUUGGAUAAGGACGAGAGAGUCAUCCGACAUCUUGUGAUGAAGAGAGACAAGGCGAUUACAGAAGUUCUCCCUCCUCCGCCUGAAUUCCGCAAACUCCAUGGUGGCAUUGAUGAUGGUGAAGAUGAAAUGGAUGAUUUUGAAUAUGAAGAAGAUGAGGAGGAGAUGGAUGAGAUGGAUGACUAUGGAGAUGAGGAAGAAGAUGGCAUUAUUUUGGUCAAGAGUGAUGAAGAUGAAGAAGAAACUAAGAGCAGCAAAUUACCUUCUGCAGAUAAACAAGGGAAAAGUAUAUCUAGAGCAGAGAGAGUUCGUAGGUAGUCUCAAGUUCUCAUUACAGCCUCAUUUUACACUAAAGGGAGAAAAUUAGGCCUUUCUUUCUUUUUUCCUUUUCCUGGGUAACAUGACCUGGAGGUUUAUCCUAUACUGAAGGCACAAUGUUUGGACUGCAAAAAACCAUGAGACCCUUAAAGAAAUGGCAGGUCUGUUUCUGUCACACCUUCUUUUGGUAUCUUUUUCUGUCUGACGUUACAGAUUCCGAGGUUAAAUUUGGGAUAUAGGCAUACUUCAAUCCUUACAUUUGUACGGGCAAAUAUUGAAUCUCUCUGUUCUGGGAGUAAAAGUAGUAAGGUUCUUGGCUUGUAAGUUUGAUGGAUCCCUGUAAUUGGGCACUGAGAAUUGACAGCAGUAUCUUAAGGCGGCUGAACUUGCUCGGUUUAAUUUUU
This is a messenger RNA of Eucalyptus grandis, 1457 nucleotides long. RefSeq lists its product as uncharacterized. Gene Ontology annotation, biological process: translation. Gene Ontology annotation, molecular function: small ribosomal subunit rRNA binding; structural constituent of ribosome. The record is from RefSeq and is a predicted model, not a curated record. NCBI's taxonomy places the organism in Eukaryota, Viridiplantae, Streptophyta, Magnoliopsida, Myrtales, Myrtaceae. The transcript has 5 exons. Bases 97 to 1053 code for a protein of 318 amino acids. Gene Ontology annotation, cellular component: ribosome; cytosolic small ribosomal subunit.